AUGCUGCCAAGCCAUUCUUUUGACUCCACUUCGGAUCGUGCGAAGAAGAAGGGGUACUAUUCCUUUGGCGAUGAGGGGCUCACCGCCACCGUUGGGGCAUCUGGGCAAUUACUGCGGAUAUCGCGACAUUUCCCUGGCAAGAGGACAGGAUUCUGUGCGGAUGAACCCGACAUGCAAGAGCCAUUCCGUGUGACUCCUCGUCUCAAGCAGUUCCUCUACCGGGCUGAAGAUCCCUCCUUCGAAAAGGGCAUCGGCACUUACGUCGACGUUCUCCACCUGAAUAGGCAAGUCUACUAUUCAGAGUUGAUACAUGAUAGGUGGCCGGCAUUUAAAAUAGGCUCACUGGAUGUGAACCUUGAUCUACAAUAUGCCAUCUUGGAUGGCACCGUUUAUCAGACGUUCAAAUUUGAUUACUCUCAAAUCACUAGGAACGGAUCUAAACCCCCAAGCCCGCCGAUUGUUCGGUUAAGGGGUGAUUCAUUGAUCAGAAACCUGGAUUAUAUCACCUUGCCUGGUCAGAAUCCCUUCAAUAAUACUGAUGACAGCGGAUACAAGCCGGCACGACUAGAACGUGGCAGUAUCUUUCGAGAGCAUGAGGAAGAAGAUGGAUAUCAAGCGUUCUUGAGUAUCGCGGCGUUCAAUGAUGAGCGUGGCUUCGAAUUCGUCAAGGCUCCUGUUCUCCAGAUUGGGGAGAUGCCAGCCGACUACCUUCUUGGGUGGGAUUACCUGCUCAAAUGGGACGAGCAAGCUUCCAAGGACAUUGAUCAUUAUGGGCGUCUGUCAGUCACAGUGGCGUAUACACUUGGGUAUGAUCAGUCGCCUGUCACGCCCGUGGACACGGUCAAGUUCAUGAAGCAGUUGGAUCUAUCCACAAUCCCGUAUGAGGCUCAGAUUUUCAGCAACAACCCCAGCCUCGAUGUCUGUCUCAGAAAGAAUUUGGAGCAUGUGCUGUCCGUCUGCAGCAUUCCGGUGUUUUCCACACGGAUCGAGGAAGAGCCCACUGUUGCUCUCACCUGCGGCGACGUGGACAGCCAUUUUGUGUCGACAGCGGCGUCAUUUUACUGUUUUCAGAUCCUAUUGCUGGCCCUGAAACACUUCCAAUCCCGAUAUGACAGUUUAACGGCAUACGAAAAUGACCCUAAUUACCAACCUACGACGAAUGGAACGAAAUCUUACGUCCAUGGAAUGAUGAACCGUAUCAAAAGGGUAUGCAAGGGCCACAUACGGUGGCUCUUUAAAACAUCGAAUACAUCUGGAAAGCUUUUCUGUCCAUAUUACUGGGUUAAUGGAGACGAGAUCGAGGAAUGGCAACUUGGGGACCUUCUUUCCAAAAAGUCUCUAGUCGACACACCUUUCCAAGUCAUCAAGGUAUGCGACUUCUACGACAUGAGUAGUGACGAUUUUGAUGGCGACGAUAUGGGGGCACUUGAGCGCAUUGUCCGUACAUGGAUUCAGGAAAUCUAUAAUCAUAAAGUCGACACCCCAGGCUUAUACGCCUUCCCUCGAUAUGAUACGGAGCCAACUAGGACCUUCUACCUCACAGACCACGCGGUGAUCUGGCAAGCCAUGAAGUCUGCCGAAGACAUGGGUAUACAGCUCCCUGCAUCCCCAGAGUUCUCGUCGAAGCAUAUUCAGGAGAGCAUCCUCGAAAUGUUCGACACUCCAAAUCCUUCCAUACAACAACGCCUUCUAUCUGUGAAGAGAAAUCCCGCCAAAACUAGAUUUGUCUUUCGGUCUACGGAUACGGCAUUAUUCCGUGCCGCGGAAAUGGGACUCUUCGACAAACCGGCACGAUUUUAUGGUCAGCAUGGGCUGCAUAAGCAAUUCGAGAUUUGGGAGAGAACGAUACAAUACCAAAUUCAGCACUACGCCCAUGAUACAAUCAACCGCACUGACCCUCGGAGAUUAGCUCUCCCUGUGGUUAUGGGGCAUUUCAGGCCAUUCAAUACGACGAUGGGGACAUCAAAUCCAGAUGCAGUUGUCUUUGCCCUGCUAGAACUCUCUUCAGACAAUGGAAUAUUUCCAGGCGUACUUGAUGAAAGAUCCCGACCUGUCAGUUGUUACGAAAACGAGCUUUUGCGAGGCAAGUUCUGGGGAACAACAUUCGAGAUACCGUAUCUUUUGUGGAAGUAUUCGCACACGCCGAAUUUUGGACAUCACCCCAGUAGAAAGCGCAAGAAGCUUGGGGACAAUCAUUGGGAUAGACCGCUUCAACCUGAUUAUGUCGCAACACUGGCCAUGCAAUCUAUCGCACAGCCAAAUCUAUGGAACGGUGUACAUCGGGAUCGAUACAACUCUCAAAAGGCAUCUCAUAUCCCUCUCAACAACAUGUUGUCUCAUAGCAACAUCAGGGAGCUUCAGGAUGAAUGGCUUUACAAUCCGCCGACGUUUUUCAUUUCUGCUGCCGUCAUUCAGAAAGCGCGAGAGGGGCUUGGUAACCUAAUGGCCAUCCCUGCGGACCUGAUAUAUCUUACCUUCACUGGGGCUGUCGUUGACAUUCCCAAGUCACGGCCCGUGAAAACGAAAAUGUCAAAGAACAAGAUUCCAAUGCGAGUCUUGCAAAACGCUACGGAUAUUCAAAACGUAGUGGACGCGGGCAGAACCGCCGAGGAAGCGAAGAAGAGAUUUUGGGCCUUUUUCGCAUCAACCCCUUCCGAGAAUGAGGUUUGUGUAGCAACCAUUCCCGUAGUGUCAAGAGAGGACCGAGACGAGCAGGAGAUGAGAUCCUUUUUCCAAAGGCAUAAUUCCUACGACAAUUUCUUCGCCGAGGACACUGCAGCCUUGUUGAACACCUGGACAACAGAGCUUCAUUUGUCAUUUUACACCCUGCUGCACGACGACCGACCAGGUGCUCCCCCUUCAGACGACACGUUGGAGGCCGAAACUUUCCACUUCACGACAUUAAGUGGGGUUGAGGCACCAAGAUAUCUCCGCAAGUUUGCCGCAGGCUUUCGAUUGAAGGGCGACUUCUUUGAUCGAUACUGGACAUGCAAUUUCCUGGAAGCCAAUCCAUCGCGUGCAGAUGACUAUCCUUGGAAGGAAGGAGUACAAGAAGAAGUGCAGAGAGAAGUGCAGGCUUUGCUGGAAAGGCAGUUCGAGGGUGGCAGAAUCACUGAAGUGGAGAAGAACUCUUGGCAGCAGAGAAGAAUUCUGGAGCUCAUCUUGUUUGAACGUAUUAUGCAGAGGAUGAACGAGAGUACGAGAGGAAUCCUCGAAUGGGCAACAUCUGUCUUGAUGGGGACGAGGAAGCGGCUGCAAAAGACGUUGAGCCCGACUAAGGGGACCAAGGCCACUCGACCGCAUUACAAAGACCUGCUCGACACAAUCAAAGAGUUCCGGGAGUUUCAGAAAGCCAUUCGAAGGAUGGGAAGGCACUAUGCCGAGGCCCUUGCGAACAUCGAUCGUUGGCGCGACCGAGAAAAGGGUCGCGAAUUGGAGAGGCCUCGGUGGACAUUCAACGACGAAAGUCGGUACCGAGUCAUCAUUCUGAAAUUGCUAGCAUCAAACGACGACAGCAUUCAAACUCUGCGGAGAAAUCAAGACAAAAUCACAAAUCUCAUUGAAAUGGAGCUGGACUUGAUGCGUGGCGACUUGGAGUUUAUGCGAAGCGAACUGAACCAAACACAGGACGAAAACAUCAAGUUGUUCACCGUCAUCACAACAAUCUUUGUUCCGCUGGGCUUCGCGGCCAGCAUCUUCAGCAUGGACCAAGCGCCAGAAACCUCUACCCUUUAUUACAUGUUGGCCACCGCAGCCGGGGCGUUUCUUUUCACAGGGGCGAUGCUUUGGAUUAUCAAAGAGGUCGAUUUGAGGAAGCCAUACGGCGAGUUCAAGGGUUUGUUCAGGCGUGACAGGACCGAUAUCGAAGACGAAGACACAGAGAGCGACGAGGACGAAGAUGAAGAAGAAGCUGAUGUGGGUUCAAGUCCAGACGGCACACUGAGUACCAAUGGCAUGAGCGUGUUGCCAGAUUUGGAAAGUCCAGGCCGUCGAAGCUGGAGCUUUCGAACAUACAAUAAGGAACGGGCAAGAAAGCACAACGAUCUAGAAGCCACUAUAGGGGUGCAAGACGUUAAAGGUCUUUCUUAA
Messenger RNA from Colletotrichum gloeosporioides, 4089 nucleotides. RefSeq lists its product as uncharacterized. The coding region runs from base 1 to 4089 and encodes 1362 amino acids. The record is from RefSeq and is a predicted model, not a curated record. Gene Ontology annotation, biological process: metal ion transport; transmembrane transport. Gene Ontology annotation, molecular function: metal ion transmembrane transporter activity. NCBI's taxonomy places the organism in Eukaryota, Fungi, Ascomycota, Sordariomycetes, Glomerellales, Glomerellaceae. Gene Ontology annotation, cellular component: membrane. The transcript is spliced from 2 exons.